UAAUAACAUGCUUAACAUUGAUCAGACUUGGUUUUAUUAUUUAUUUAUUCAUUCAUUUUGUUUCUUAUUUGUUUAUCGAGAUUCCCUUCAAAUUGAGAGAGAGAGAGAGAGAGAGAGAGAGAGAGAGAGGGUGUUUAUGGAUGGAUUAUAGCUAUAGAUGGUAGCAUAGGCUGUAAAGGGUAGAGAGAACCAAAGAGGAAGUUAGACUCUCUUCUUCUUCCUCAGCGCCAUGGAGAUUGGCAAGCUGCAAAGAAGAUACCUUGACUUCACUUCAACUCUCUUCCAUGAGGGAUUUUUGGACAACCAGUUCACCCAGCUGCAGCAGCUGCAGGACGAGAGCAGCCCUGAGUUUGUUCUUGAGGUCGUCACGCUUUUCUUUGAGGAUUCUGAGAAGCUCCUCGAUGAGCUAAGCAGGACCCUCGACCAGCAGGCUGUGGAUUUCAAGAAAGUGGACGCCCAUGUUCAUCAGUUGAAAGGCAGCAGUGCCAGCAUUGGAGCUCAAAGGGUUAAAAAUGUCUGUGUGGCCUUUCGCAACUUCUGUGAGGAAAUGAAUCAGGAAGGGUGCCUCAGGUGCCUCAGGCAAGUCAGGAAUGAAUACUUCCUGGUGAAGAACAAGCUGGAAACUCUCUUCGCGCUGGAGCAGCAGAUUGUGGCUGCUGGUGGAUCAGUCCCCAUGAUGUGGUAGAAGAAGAAGAAAAAUGGCAAGUGAGUGUUUGAGAGGUGUUCCUUAAACUUGUAAGACUGUUAACUUUGGAACUAGCUUUAUGGUGCACUUAUUCGAUGUUGAGAUUUUCAUGUUCAUUUUAAUGGUGGUCUUGCACAAGAGCAUCCAAGGAAAGGAGAUUAUAGUUGGAGAACCUGUUAAUUGUGUAUGAUGUUGGAUUUUUUGCUUGUUUAAGCUAGAUUUUUUGUAUCUGGAGAUCGAUUUUGUGAUAGAUUGGAAAUAACUAAGGAAAUUAUGUUGUCUCUUGUUUAA
Molecule: messenger RNA, 976 nt
Organism: Zingiber officinale
Lineage: Eukaryota; Viridiplantae; Streptophyta; Magnoliopsida; Zingiberales; Zingiberaceae
Product: histidine-containing phosphotransfer protein 1-like
Exons: 7
Coding region: 230-685 (151 amino acids)
Biological process (GO): phosphorelay signal transduction system; cytokinin-activated signaling pathway; phosphorylation
Cellular component (GO): cytoplasm; nucleus
Molecular function (GO): histidine phosphotransfer kinase activity; protein histidine kinase binding
Source: RefSeq, a predicted model, not a curated record